Molecule: messenger RNA, 393 nt
Organism: Durusdinium trenchii
Lineage: Eukaryota; Dinophyceae; Suessiales; Symbiodiniaceae
Source: the annotation of a GenBank genome assembly
AUGAUGUGCUACAAUCCAACUUGCGGUGGGGUGCCACCAACGUUCUACGAAACGUAUGUGAGGCAGAUACAGGACACCAUCGUCGAAAAUGCUCGCAACGAGUUUCGAGCAAUCUGGAUUUGUAAUCAACGUGGCAUCUCCAAAGUACAGGCGACAAAGCUGAUUUCCAGUCACGCCCUCACAAUCGCAGGAUGCCAUCAUGGAGCAGUUUGCAAGUAUGUGCAGCUCCGAACGAGAGAGGCUUGUCAGACAAGUAUUGGAACUUGCAGUACCUCCUGUGAUGCUACAACAUCUUGGUGUGGAUGGUAUUUUACAGCGCGUGCCCAAAAACUACGUGGCGGCUGUCGUAGGCGCAUGGGUGGCAUCUCGUUUUGUGUACAGUCAAGGAGUUGA